AUGAAAGGCACUUCAGACAAGAAGACCGGCAAGGUGGUGGCCAAGGCGGAGAAGAAGGUCGGGAAGAAGGAGCAGAAGGAGGCCGAGAAGGGGCGCAAGCCCAGCGAUACCAGCAAAAUCUCCAAGCAUGAGAAGUUGUCUAAGAAGGCGGCCAAAAGGGCGCUUUCCUCUGAUAGUGAGGAGGCUGCCCAGUCAUCCAAGGUCGGCAAGGCGGCCAGCAAGAAGGCACGAGUUGAAGACUCUGCUGAUGAGGGCGAGCCUAGCAUCAUCAGUCCCAGGUCAACCGCGCGCAUCUUUCGAGGCCCUCCUCGCGUCCAUGGUCGCGAGGACAUCCUCGUCACCCCCAAGAAGCUCGACGCAGCGGAGGCCCGAAUUCUGUCUCUCGCCAAAAGCUCCUCCGAGAUUGCGUAUGCUGCUGCGCAGUACUACGAGGAAAGGGGGUUGCGCAAUGACCGUGAUGAGCCCUUGUACACGCAGGCGGAACUGGACGCGAGGUUCCGCGCCGUGUGCCUACCGGUCAUCGGACGCGAACCUCAACCGAUGGGUCUACGGAGUUUGACUCAGAAGGCGAAGAAGGCGGUGGUGGACCUCAGGGGUAGCGUCCAUCCUUGA
Dioszegia hungarica is the source of this 612-nucleotide messenger RNA. RefSeq lists its product as uncharacterized. The record is from RefSeq and is a predicted model, not a curated record. Bases 1 to 612 code for a protein of 203 amino acids. NCBI's taxonomy places the organism in Eukaryota, Fungi, Basidiomycota, Tremellomycetes, Tremellales, Bulleribasidiaceae. The transcript has 5 exons.